This is a messenger RNA of Seriola aureovittata, 609 nucleotides long. RefSeq lists its product as uncharacterized. The coding region runs from base 1 to 609 and encodes 202 amino acids. Gene Ontology annotation, biological process: response to bacterium. The record is from RefSeq and is a predicted model, not a curated record. The transcript has 5 exons. Lineage: Eukaryota; Metazoa; Chordata; Actinopteri; Carangiformes; Carangidae.
AUGAAGACCUUCACCUUGAUAACAGCUUUACUUCUCUGCAGCUUCAACUGGAUCUCUGUCUCAAUGUCUCAGUCUCAGACUGGAGACGUCACACUGCACUGCUCCAAUCUUUCCAGUUAUAACUCUCUGACAUUCUGGCUCAGACUGGUCAACAAAACCAAUGUCAGCUGUAUCUCUGUUCUGAUCAGGUCUGGAUCAAAGAUUGAAUACUGCGAUGGAUAUCAAAGUAGAAAAUUUGAAAUGAGCUCCAACAUCUCCACUGUCUUUCUCAAAAUCAAACAAGUGGAUUUAUCAGACUCUGGACUGUAUUUCUGUGGAUUUUACACAAGUGGACGUCCCAUUUUCAGUGUUACGUUUAUUUCCUUAAAAGGCAGUGAUCGAUCUGAUGAUGACGUGGACAGCAAGUCUCAGAGUAAGAUUUCUCUCAUUGUGCAGAUUGUUAGCCUGGUUUCAAGCCACCAAAUGGAAAAGCUGACGAGUCUGAUCCUGGGCGGUCUGACUGUUUUCCUUGUAAUGGUCAUCAUUGGUCUGGUUGUUAAAAUCAGGAAACUUCAGAAAGGUGAGGAUGAAGAAAAAGACCCACAACGGAGAGAGGUGAACCCAGUUUAA